Molecule: messenger RNA, 3202 nt
Organism: Seriola aureovittata
Lineage: Eukaryota; Metazoa; Chordata; Actinopteri; Carangiformes; Carangidae
Exons: 4
Coding region: 621-2075 (484 amino acids)
Source: RefSeq, a predicted model, not a curated record
GACAAAACUAAGGAAAUCCCAAUGCAGCUCAGAACUACAGGUAAACAUGUAUUUACUGACCACUGCUAAGCAGAUCCAUAAUGUAUGGCAGCUCAAAAAACACAAAUUAUUAAUUUUUGUUAGUUUUUUAUUUAUGAACCAUUUCACUUACCUACAACAUCAUUUUCCAUUUUUUUUGUUUUGUUUUAAGAAAAAACUUGGAAAUUAGUAGUUUUUCUUUUCUUUUUUCCUUUUUUUUUUUUAACUAAAGAACUGUAGCAUAUAAAUCUUUCUCUGUUUCCUUCAUAAGUUGUUCAGGUCUGUCUUGGAAAUGUCCCAGUAAUUAGAAGCUUAAUACCAGCUAAUUUUUAUAAAUUUAUCAGGAAGGUUUCCAGGAGAUUCACUUGAAAAUAUGGGACCAAUAAAAUAAAGUGUUACCUAAAAUCCCCACAAUUCGCUUUUGAAUGCUGCCCUCUCCCCACGUUGGGUAAUUAGUGCUUUUGUUGUUCCCCUUAGCAAACGUUGGUACAGCUGCAUCACAAGAAACCUCUGUCCAAACCAAACCCACUGAUGCACCCACAACAAUCUCCCCUCACACUGGUACCUGUGCUGCUUCUUCUUCUUGUCCCAGUUUGUGUUUGAUGUUUGAAAUUCUUCAGCACAGUUUUAUUCAGUUUGUGUCUCUGUUGUUCUCUGCAGCAACAGCUCCAGCACGACCAACAACAGAAACAUCUGUCCGCGCAACAUCCACUGAUGAACAUAGAACACAAACUGCAACACAUGUGACUUCACCACCAUCAGAGGCAGAAACCUUCACCCCUCCACACACUGGAGUGACCGAGACUUGUGUGACCUCAAAACCAGAUACAAACACUGUCUGCACACUCGUUGUUGUGAUAGUGGUCCUCUGUGUGCUGCUGCUUGUGGUGUGUUUCCUGGUGGUGCAGCAGAGGAGGAAACGCAACAACAAAACUGUGAUGCCUGGACGUUCGAAAGAAGAGAAGGAGGAGUUGGAAGACGACAGGAGCUCGAACCCUGAUCAGUCUCCAGGACACUCUGAGAACAGAGACGCAGAGACGGCUCAGAGGAGGCCUUUUAGUGGAGUCAGAGCUAAGUCGGCUAACGCUAUUCUCUUUAUAUCUCCUUUCUGUGUGUCUGAGAAAGAUCAAGUGACUGUGCAGCAUGAGACAGAGGCUCAAUCAAAAGACACAGAAGGAGCAGAAGGAGAGCAGAAACCGGAAAAUGAAGCAGGAGGAUUUCAGACAGAAAAUAUCACAAACACUCCCGACACGACUGAGGGACAAACUGAUGCCGGCAGCAGUCGAGAUGACAACUCCCACCGUGUUUCUGUCAGCACUGACACUGUAGCGUAUCUCAGCAUCGGCAACAACCAGAACAAACCAAACCCUGAUAAUCUCAGCAAACAGCUCAAUGACAGUUUGGGUCAAAGAUCACAGAUGGGAAAAGUCAUGGGGAGGAUCUCCACCUGGCCUCCCACUGCAAUUCAGUGGCAGGAAAGAUGUAAAGUGAUGGAGGAGGCGAGUGAAACUGAGAAGCACCCAGGUGAAGCGAAGAAAACAGUAAACAGAGAGGAGCGUCCCUCUGUUUGUGACCGGGAUACAAAGGAAAAAGAAAAGGAGGAAAAUCAUAUGGAGGGUUUAAUAACUUCUCCAAACAAACUAAAAAUGAACGUAGCUGGCAUGAAAUUGAAAUUCAGUGAGGUUCAAGCCCACACGGACACCAAGCAAGAGGAACCAGCCACAGUGACACAUACAGGAAAUAAAACCCAAAGUCUGAAUCAGGAAAAACUCAGUCACAACCAAGACCUCAAACCUGCAGAAAACUCUACACACAAGAGCAGCAGCAAGGCCCAGCAGAGAGACGAGGCGAAGCGAGCUGUGACGAACAGACAGAGGGCGGAGAACAGAAGCACCGGCUCAAAGACUCGCUCUGACGGUGCCUCACCGGAUGAUGAAACGCUGCUGUACGGCAACGAGUACGCCUUCAUGGACCUGCUGCAUGAGGUCGUGCAGAACAACGGCCGCUGGACCCGAGAGAGGUGGAAGCAGAUGAAUGUCAACAAGCAGCGGCGUUAGGACGGAGGUACACAAGGAUUUGUGAUUCACUAAAAUGUUUUGUACACAUAAUAUUUAGUAGUUUUAUUCUGGCAAUCAGCACUUAAAGGAACAGUUCAACAUUAUGGGAAAUUCCCUUAUUUGCUUUCUUGGUGAAAAUGAGGAAAUCAAUAUCACUCUCAUGAAAUCGUCCAAUCAAGGGACCCUCAAGGUAUCUGAAGUUUGUAUCACGUUCCCAUACAGUUAGGGGGACUGACAUGAGACGGAUUAAAAUAAUAAGACGCACAUUGAAGCAGCAGAGGACGAUAUAUCCUGACUUUUUUGUCUUUAUUUUGGGUGAAGCUCCAGAAACACUUGAUCCUACAUUUCCCAUAAUGCAACAUGUUACAAAAAAAAUGAUACAAGCUCAUGACCUGUAGCAGAAUCUUGUUUAAUCUUAUGAUGCUUUGGAUAUGAUGCUCUGUAUACACUGAUGCAUGAGUAUUAAUAAUCUAUUAAUGUCAUAUAUCAUUCGUUGUCAUUUAUCAGCCACAAGCCGCUCGCCUGGAUCUGUCCAGAGGAAAUAAAAUCCACUUAGCAGCAGCUGAUUGUUUCCUGAUCUGUGUUACACCAUAUUCUGUGACCAUCAUGAAGUGUGCCCAUGAGGGGGGGGUUCAAUCUUUAAAACAGGUGAAAGAAAGAAGAAGUACCUGACAAUAUUUAGAUACUGCGGUUUUAUUGAAUCUCCAGGAACAGCAGAGUCACAGUUUCUGAUGACCUGUUUCAGGACCUUCACUCUGCUGUGCUCCUGUCGACCUGUGAUGGAUGUGAUGGAUACUUCAGGUGUUAUUCAGUCUUUUAAGAAGGUGAGAAAAAUGCCAAGUACCUGAUAAGUUCUGGACAGUUACUUUCACCUGUUUUAAAUUAUGAAUGACAAAUGCGGUCACACUUUACAGCGGUCACUGAUAUGGUGUUACACCGUCUUGUCGUCACUAUGAGGCCAAAACUUCUCGUUUUUACUCUUUGGUUUGUGAGCAGAUUAAACAAGGCGUAACUUGGUCAUUAGUGAGCUUUAGAGGUAUCACUAACUGUUCCCUGACUUUAUGCUAAGCUAACUAGAUACUGUAUCAGUAGUCAAGAGAGUGGUAUCAAUUAUUGGCAUGUAACUC